Molecule: messenger RNA, 1113 nt
Organism: Fraxinus pennsylvanica
Lineage: Eukaryota; Viridiplantae; Streptophyta; Magnoliopsida; Lamiales; Oleaceae
Source: the annotation of a GenBank genome assembly
AUGCAACAGCAAGAUCAACCGGAUUAUUUACUAUCAGCAGUGGCAGGGGAGUCGAUGUUUUCGGGCCAUAGUCAAUCGCUUGAGAUGUCAGCUAUGGUGACCGCUCUAACGCAUGUGGUGUCGGGGCAGAGGUACGGUGGCGAGAGGUGGCUAACACCUGAGCAACUAAGUGGUGACGCUGUUGCACCGUCGUUUGCUGGUGGUUCUGGGAAUAUUCAUUUAGCCAAUUCGCCAUCGUCUGCUGCUUAUUCUUCUUCCAGCUCUGGCUCUUUGCCUGGCCAGAAGAGAAGACGUGAUCAAGAAGAUAGUGUUACGCAGUUACCGGAGCAAGCCCCGUCGGUUUAUCGGCGGUUCGGAGAGUUAUCUUCUUCUGUCAAAGAUGAGCCGGAGACAGGAACAAGUUUUGCAAUGCCUCCCACCACCUCCGCCGCCGUAGCGCAACCACAAGCAGAAGUAACGAGCACUGCAAAUCAAGAAACAGGAGAGAGAAGAAGAUACAGAGGAGUUAGACAGAGGCCAUGGGGCAAAUGGGCAGCAGAAAUAAGGGAUCCACAUAAAGCCGCCAGAGUGUGGUUGGGCACAUUUGAAACGGCGGAGGCCGCCGCCAGAGCAUACGAUGAAGCAGCCCUCCGUUUCAGAGGCAACAGAGCCAAACUAAAUUUCCCUGAAAAUGUCAGAAUCCUCAACCCACCCCAGCCCCAGAUUUCCCAACCCGCACCGUUGGCCAUUGCAACUCGUCCACCACCACGUCCGCCGCCGUCCACCCCAUUCUUCCAAACUCCGUCGUCCCAUAUCUCUAACACCAUGAGAGACUAUUGGGAUUAUUCACAAUUACUUCAAAACAGUGAUAAUUUCCGUGGCCAACAUUCUGCAACGUUGUUACAACAAAUGUUUUAUGCUUCAUCAUUAGCUGGUUUAUAUUCACAAUCAAUACCCUCUUCUUCUUCUUCUCAAUCUUCGUCUUCUUCAAAUCCACCGAUGGUUUCCAGUGAACAAACAACUCAUUUCGGGCAGCAAGGAAAUCAAACUCAAACACAAGGAAGCAGUUCCAGUUUUACAAUACCACCAUGGAAUACCAGUUCCAGUUACUAUCCUCCCUCUUCUUCUUCUUGA